UCUCCAUGAUGAGAACAAGCCACCAUCUCCUCCUCCCUCUUCCACUCUCAUGGAUUCGAGUGACACCACCACCGGCUUCCAUCACCUCUCUUCCUCCCCUACAUCUUCUCCCGUCUCGUCUCCUCCUGCGGCGAUUCACAGCCCCUGUGCCGCCUGCAAGAUCCUCCGCCGGCGAUGCGCCGACAAGUGCGUCCUCGCUCCUUACUUCCCCCCGACGGAGCCACUUAAGUUCACCACCGCGCAUCGCGUGUUCGGUGCCAGCAACAUCAUCAAGCUGUUGCAGGAACUUCCGGCGAGCCAGAGGGCCGAUGCCGUGAGCAGCAUGGUGUACGAGGCCAACGCACGGAUCAGGGAUCCCGUGUACGGCUGCGCCGGUGCCAUAUUCCAGCUUCAGAAACAGGUGAGCGAGCUGCAAGCACAACUGGCACGGGCGCACGCCGAGCUCAUCAACCUGCAAGCCCAGCAGAAGAACCUGAUCGCGAUGAUCUGCAUGGAGAUGGCUCAGACACAGCAGGGCUACCGCACAACACCCCAAUCCACCAAUGCCCUCGCUGACAGCCCCAACAUGUAUCAGAACGAUGCGUACUUCCUUGACGAGAUCAGCCACGGCUCGGUUUGGGAUGAGCCUCUCUGGAUAUGAGCCAAGCUUGGAUUAAUCGCAGAAGCAAAUAAUGGUUCCAAGACCUAUGUAUACUGCCGAUCAAUAAACCAUCAGCAUAUCGACCAAGUCGAGAGACGUGAACUGAUUUGUUUUCGUACAACUUAUGAUCGUGAUUGAUUA
Molecule: messenger RNA, 781 nt
Organism: Musa acuminata subsp. malaccensis (wild Malaysian banana)
Lineage: Eukaryota; Viridiplantae; Streptophyta; Magnoliopsida; Zingiberales; Musaceae
Product: LOB domain-containing protein 1
Source: RefSeq, a predicted model, not a curated record